Molecule: messenger RNA, 4942 nt
Organism: Coregonus sp. 'balchen'
Lineage: Eukaryota; Metazoa; Chordata; Actinopteri; Salmoniformes; Salmonidae
Source: the annotation of a GenBank genome assembly
GAUGUAUGAUGUGGGGGGUCAGAGGACAGAGAGGAGGAAGUGGAUUGGUUGUUUCGAGGACGUCAGGGCCGUCGUAUUCGUUGUUUCUCUCAGUGGAUACGACAUGACCCUAGUAGAGGACCCAUCUAUGGUGAGACACACUCUAUUGUUAACCCACCAUCUUUAAAUGUCAUUUUCCUGAUGAACAGAACACUAUUACAAUGUUACUAUAGAAGGUCUGACCGUGACAGAAGGCCUUAAAACGCUGUGCUACUGAUGUUACUCUUCUGUCUAAUGAUUUCCUCCCUUUCAGAACCGCCUACAAGAGAGUCUGAAACUCUUCUCUUCCAUCUGCAACAACAUCUUCUUCAGGAGUACCUCGAUGGUAAGAGACAGUCUAUAUACGGGACUCUCGUGGUAGAGACGUCUAUAUAGAGGACCUCACUGGUAAGAGACGUCAACUGAGACCUCAAUGGUAAACGUCUAAACAGAGUACCUCAAUGGUAAAGACAGUUUAUCCUGGAGGACCUCAAUGGUAAGAGACUGUCUAUAUACUGGAGGACCUCAAUGAUAUACUGGAGGACCUCAAUGGUAAGAGACAGUCUAUAUACUGGAGGACCUCACUGGUAAGAGACAGUCUAUAUACUGGAGGACUCAUGUAAGAGACAGUCUAUACUGGAGGACCUCACUGUAAGAGACGGUCUAUAUACUGGAGGACCUCAAUGGUAAGGGACUGUCUAUAUACUGGAGGACCUCAAUGGUAAGAGACUGUCUAUAUACUGGAGGACCUCAAUGGUAAGAGACAGUCUAUAUACUGGAGGACCUCACUGGUAAGAGACUGUCUAUAUACUGGAGGACCUCAGUGGUAAGAGACAGUCUAUAUACUGGAGGACCUUAGUGGUAAGAGACUGUCUAUAUACUAAAGCCCAAUUAAAAUGAAAAGCGUAUUUUUACGCAUGUGAACAAGGGUGUACAGGCUGGAAUUAGAAUGCACAGGAGUAAAUGAGAGAGAACAGAUGGGCCGCGAGUGUCAACGGCCUCUACGGUGUCAUAAGUCUGAAAGAAUGGUAUUUUGUAAGAGAUAAUGUAACCAGCGAUUAGAAUAAAGCUAGCCCAUUAGCCUGAGGCUAGUUCCCAGACUGGGUUAGUAGAAAAUAUGCCAAACUAGCUCGGCAGACAGGUGACAUUUUUUUUAUUUUCAAAUAUUGCAGGGAACAGAUUUUGCCAUGAUUUUUGACCAUGGCUAGGAAAGUUCCAUCCCAUACAGAACUUUUCCAUUGAUAGUUCGAGCUCCUGGGUCGGGUCUAAACAGAGUGUGGUUGACAUGGUGACAUGGUUGUCCUCUUGCUAAUGGACAGGAUGGAGAAGACGUACUGUUACGCAGAGAGCGGUCCAUGGGGAGCACAGAGUGGGAACGGAUGAGUGAAGCAAACAUGGAGGAAGGCUUUCUUCGUCUCUCUCCACCUCGUUCUCUCUCUUUCUCACUUGUCAUUUAUGUCACUCGUGGCUUCUGAGUGGACAUGCCUCUGCAAUGUCUUUGUCACCACACACCUACACACACGCACGCACGCCACACACACCACACACACCACCGACCACAGCCUUUGUUCUAAUAGAUCCCUUGUCACUUGUAAUUAAACAGCGAACAGUAAUUUAGGUGUGCGUUCUGCUUGCUUCCAGCCCACACAAACACACACGCACACACCCGCCCUCAUCACAUUAAAGACACAGUGUAACGAGCUUGUUUAAUGGGACCUCCUUUAGCAUGUUUUUAAUGCCCACUUAGAGUGUGUGUGUGUGUGUGUGUGUGUGUGUGAGACCGAGUAAUUAAUCUAUCAGGGCGUGUCUGUGAGUCUGCUUACCUAUAACCCUCCACCCACGUUUCCCCUGUGUUAAUUACACACCUCACACUCACACACACACACCUCACACACACACAUUCACACAUUCAUUAUUCUCUUCAUUCAAAUCAGUUCAUCCAUCAUUAUCUAGCCAGUUGUUGUUCUUUUAACCAAAUUAACCAAAGCGAGGUGGAAUGAGAACUCCUUAUAGACUUUUAAUUGGUCAACUAGUGAACCACUACAGUGAACCAAGUUGCGUCCCAAAUGGCACCCUAUUCCCUUCAUAUGGGCCCUGGUCAAAAGUAGUGCACUAUAUAGGGAAUAGCAUAUCAUUUGGGAUGAACCCACUGAGUCAGAGUGUUGUGUACUGUGAAAGGGACAGGCAGUCAGGGAGAGUGUGUGUGUGUUGACUCACACCAUAAUACUUGCGACAGCUAGAUCAAUCAAUCAUUCUGUAGCCAAGGCUUCACUAUGUAAUUUAUCUGAAUUUGCCAGUGAUCGCUCUCCCAAUCACAUCUACUGAUUUGACCAUUCAUCAACUGACAUUUACGGUUGAUUGAUGAAUAUUAUAAUUCUGCAGUUACAGCGGGGAGAACAAGUAUUUGAUACACUGCAGAUUUUGCAGAUUUUCCUACUUACAAAGCAUGUAGAGGUCUGUAAUUUUUAUCAUAGGUACACUUCAACUGUGAGAGACGGAAUCUAAAGCAAAAAAACAGAAAAUCACAUUGUAUGAUUUUUAAGUAAUUCAUUUGCAUUUUAUUGCAUGACAUAGAAAAGCAGAACAUCAGAAAAGCAGAACUUAAUAUUUGGUACAGAAACCUUUGUUUGCAAUUACAGAGAUCAUACGUUUCCUGUAGGUCUUGACCAGGUUUGCACACACUGCAGCAGGGAUUUUGGCCCACUCCUCCAUACAGACCUUCUCCAGAUCCUUCAGGUUUCGGGGCUGUCGCUGGGCAAUACGGACUUUCAGCUCCCUCCAAAGAUUUUCUAUUGGGUUCAGGUCUGGAGACUGGCUAGGCCACUCCAGGACGUUGAGAUGCUUCUUACGGAGCCACUCCUUAGUUGCCCUGGCUGUGUGUUUCGGGUCGUUGUCAUGCUGGAAGACCCAGCCACGACCCAUCUUCAAUGCUCUUACUGAGGGAAGGAGGUUGUUGGCCAAGAUCUCGCGAUACAUGGCCCCAUCCAUCCUCCCCUCAAUACGUUGCAGUCGUCCUGUCCCCUUUGCAAAAAAGCAUCCCCAAAGAAUGAUGUUUUCAUCUCCAUGCUUCAUGGUUGGGAUGGUGUUCUUGGGGUUGUACUCAUCCUUCUUCUUCCUCCAAACACGGCGAGUGGAGUUUAGACCAAAAAACUCUAUUUUUGUCUCAUCAGACCACAUGACCUUCUCCCAUUCCUCCUCUGGAUCAUCCAGAUGGUCAUUAGCAAACUUCAGACGGGCCUGGACAUGCGCUGGCUUGAGCAGGGGGACCUUGCGUGCGCUGCAGGAUUUUAAUCCAUGACGGCGUAGUGUGUUACUAAUGGUUUUCUUUGAGACUGUGGUCCCAGCUCUCUUCAGGUCAUUGACCAUGUCCUGCCGUGUAGUUCUGGGCUGAUCCCUCACCUUCCUCAUGAUCAUUGAUGCCCCACGAGGUGAGAUCUUGCAUGGAGCCCCAGACUGAGGGUGAUUGACCGUCAUCUUGAACUUCUUCCAUUUUCUAAUAAUUGUGCCAACAGUUGUUGCCUUCUCACCAAGCUGCUUGCCUAUUGUCCUGUAGCCCAUCCCAGCCUUGUGCAGGUCUACAAUUUUAUCCCUGAUGUCCUUACACAGCUCUCUGGUCUUGGCCAUUGUGGAGAGGUUGGAGUCUGUUUGAUUGAGUGUGUGGACAGGUGUCUUUUAUACAGGUAACGAGUUCAAACAGGUGCAGUUAAUACAGGUAAUGAGUGGAGAACAGGAGGGCUUCUUAAAGAAAAACGAACAGGUCUGUGAGAGCCGGAAUUCUUACUGGUUGGUAUGUGAUCAAAUACUUAUGUCAUGCAAUAAAAUGCAAAUGAAUUACUCAAAAAUCAUACAAUGUGAUUUUCUGGAUUUUUAGAUUCUGUCUCUCACAGUUGAAGUGUACCAAUGAUAAAAAUUAUAGACCUCUACAUGCUUUGUAAGUAGGAAAACCUGAAAAAUCGGCAGUGUAUCAAAUACUUGUUCUCCCCACUGUAUAUCCAUAUGACAUGGAAGUGGUAUUUACAGGAAAUGGUUUGUCACCAGUUGCCACAAUAUUAUUCUUGAUUGAAUAUUGAUUUGAAUAUUAAUUGAACAUCCUCCUUGUUGUUUAUUUGUUUAUCUGUGUAUUUGUUUAUUUGUUUACUUCUUUAUUUAUACAUGUGGUUAUUUAUUUGCAUAUAAUUGCCAACCAGGGAUGUCGGAUAUUGUUUAUUUAUUUGUUUAUUCAUUGCAGAUCUUAUUUAUGAACAAGAUCGAUCUUUUUCAAGAGAAGAUUUUACAUUCGGGGCGACAUCUGCGACUGUAUGUGCCACAGUUCAAAGGUCAGUCACGCUGAGAAAACAAGAAAGGGUGUGUGUGUGUCCACACCCUAACACACACACAACACCAAUAGGUAAAACAUAUGUGACCAGACUGAUAAUGCUGUUGCAAUCAAUUGGUGUAUAACAACUUAUGGCCUUUGAUGUUGUCAUUGAUAAAAUAACAAUAUACAGGCUUGAGAUAGGAUGAAGCAAUCUUGAUGAAAUGUUGUAUUGUCAUGAAAUGUAACUAACUCUGAAAACAAUAUUGCCUUACACUCUUUCUUUCUUUUUUCCUUCUUUUUUCUUUCUUUUUUCUUUCGUUCUUUCUUUCGUUCUUUCGUUCUGUCUCUCUGUCUCUCUGUCUCUCUCUCUCCCCCCCUCUCUCUCCCUCUCUCUCUCUCUCUGUCUCUGUCUCUCUCUCUCCCUCUCUCUCUCUCUCAGGUGCAGACUGUGACGUGGACACGGCAGCCCGAUACAUCGCCGGAAUGUUUGUGUCUCUCAAUGCCACGCCCAGCAAACUCAUCUACCACCACUUCACCACUGCAACGGACACCUCCAACGUACAGAUCGUCUUCCAGGUCGUCAUGGACACCAUCAUCAAAGAGAACCUAGAGGCAGUCUCUCUGCUA